AUGGGCGUCGCUAGUGUUCAGCUGAUCUUUGGUGCGAUUAGUCGCAUAGCAGCUGCUUAUCAAUUCCACGUGCAUGGUGUUGGUGAGAAGCCUACGCUGGAUGUGUCGUUUGUCUCCGCAUCGAUUAUGGUUAGCACGGUGAUUGUGAAAUUUUCACUCUUUUGCAUAUGUCAGAAGUAUAAAUCGGAUCCCUCAAUAGCCGUUCUCGCCAUGGAUCAUAGAAAUGAUUGCUUGUCGAAUACGGUGGCUCUUGCUUGUGCCUGGCUUGGUACUGUAUAUUGGUAUUACCUCGAUCCGAUUGGUGCGAUUUUGGUGUCCCUAUAUAUUCUCUACACGUGGGUGAGCACUGGUUGGGAUCAUUUGUCAAAAUUGAGCGGGAAGUCGGCUAAGCCAGAGUUUAUCAAUCGCAUCAUAAAGAUCACGAUCCACGAAUUUCUCAUCUUGACACAGUCUAUGUACAUAGUGCUAGACGAAGAUAUGCCAUUGAAAGUUGCGCAUGAUAUCAGUGAAUCGCUGCAGAUCAAUAUUGAAAGUCUACCUGAGGUGGAGCGUGCCUUUGUUCACACCGAUUACGAGUACGAGCACCAACCUCAAGACGAGCACAAAAUUGUUUAA
Molecule: messenger RNA, 615 nt
Organism: Ostertagia ostertagi
Lineage: Eukaryota; Metazoa; Nematoda; Chromadorea; Rhabditida; Trichostrongylidae
Source: the annotation of a GenBank genome assembly